AAAGCUUUAGAGUUUGGGAUCAGUUUUUCCUUACCUGAUGUCACCUCUGGGACUUUGGCACCUCCCACCGCCUUUGAAGUUGAGACCUUGAUUGGAAAAAUUGGCAGCUGCAGACACAUCUAGAGAGAUCCGGUUUCGGAAAGGCUGCUUUAAGGCCCCGUGAAAACAAAACCUCACUAAAUAUUAAUAAGUCCAUAAAAUUUUGAUUUCUCUCCCCGCUAGGAAUGAGGACAUCGAGCUAAUUCUCUCAGAAAACAGCUUCUGCGAGCCCCAGAUGUUGGCAACUCGCUACUUAAUGUACCCCGGAUGGUUUGAUGGGAAAUUUAGAGCCGGUUCUGUUUUCCCCCCCAUGGUCCAAAUUUGUGUGUGGUUUAACCGUCCUUUGGAGAAAAUGCGCUUCGCGGCCAAAUGUAAAGCUUUGAAGUCGUCUAACAAAUCGAGUCCGUUCUCUGGGAACAUAUACCACAUUUUUGGCAAAGUCAAGUUUUCAGGUAACUGUUCAGCCUCCACCUUACCCCCAUUUCUGAAUUAUUUUAUCCUCAAUCCCUGCAGGUGUCAUCUACGUACGUAUUUUUAAUGCUUGCCCUUGUGCUCAGUGCAUUGCAGAGUCUCAAAAUGUGUCUCAGUUUUGGAGCUGAAGACAGCACAGGUUUG
Molecule: messenger RNA, 654 nt
Organism: Thamnophis sirtalis
Lineage: Eukaryota; Metazoa; Chordata; Lepidosauria; Squamata; Natricidae
Source: RefSeq, a predicted model, not a curated record